This is a messenger RNA of Aspergillus saccharolyticus JOP 1030-1, 558 nucleotides long. Its product is annotated as putative extracellular serine-rich protein. The record is from RefSeq and is a predicted model, not a curated record. The transcript has a single exon. NCBI's taxonomy places the organism in Eukaryota, Fungi, Ascomycota, Eurotiomycetes, Eurotiales, Aspergillaceae. Bases 1 to 558 code for a protein of 185 amino acids.
AUGUAUCUCUCUAGCGCUCUUUUCAUUGCCUACGCGGCCUUCGCACCAAUUGCUACCGCAGCGGUGCAGGCCAUACCUACCGCAGCUGCUGUUCCUACGAGCGCUACCAACACCGAAGUCUUCUCUUCUAUUACACCCACUCUGGUCUACACCUCGGCUACUUCGUCCCCGCUCAUUCCAAGCAGCAGCAGCAGUAGUAGCAGCAGCCUCAGGGUGGCUGCUACCACCGCCAGCUCUGAGAACCACCCUUCGAGUUCGUCAAAUAUUCUCGGCCAUACGCCAACUAUCAGUAGCCAUAUCUCCAGCUCUGCUGUCGCCAAUUCCGCGCAUCCUAGUUCUUCUGCGGCCGCCAGCUCUUCCUUCACCAGGUCCUACAUCACGAAGACCACCACUCUUCCCACAAAAGGCACUUCCGACGACACCAACUCUGAGUCCGGAUCAUCAACUUCCGCCGACGCAGCUGAAGCGACCGAGACUAGUGCGGCGGUCCCAGCCGCCAAGCUAUCGGGCAGCCUUGCUGCUGGUGUAAUCGCUGUCGUUGGACUUGCGAUGCUCUGA